Molecule: messenger RNA, 1690 nt
Organism: Scophthalmus maximus (turbot)
Lineage: Eukaryota; Metazoa; Chordata; Actinopteri; Pleuronectiformes; Scophthalmidae
Gene: prxl2c
Product: peroxiredoxin like 2C
Exons: 6
Coding region: 178-855 (225 amino acids)
Source: RefSeq, a predicted model, not a curated record
CUCUCACACUCUCUCUCUCUCUCUCUCUCUCUCUCACACACACACACACACACCGCACAUGGGCGUGCAUUUCCAGCCACCGUGCAGCUCCUGACGGGCUGCGCGGCGACUCCCAAAAUAGUAGUGCGAAUUCAGGAAGCCCAGAGGGGAAGAAGAAGGAGACAAGAAGGAGAAGAAAUGGCCGAAGAACUCUCACCGAUAACUCGACAAGUGACUAGAGGAAACCGAGAAACCCGGAGCCCGCCUCUCGGUGUUCGCCUCGAAGACGUGGAAGGCUGUUUCGUGUACGACCGGCACGGGGACUCCGCUCCCUUCAAGGAGUUGUAUCGAGACAGGAAGUCGGUCCUCAUCUUUGUGCGGAAUUUCUUGUGCUACAGCUGCAAAGAGUACGUGGAGGAUUUGAGCAAAAUACCCAGGGAGGCGCUGGAGGCGGCUGACAUCGGACUGGUCGUGAUUGGUCAGUCUGCUCAUCGUCAUAUAGAGCCAUUCUGCUCGCUGACGGGCUAUCCUUAUGAAAUAUAUGUGGACCCGGAGAGGUGCAUUUAUCAAAAGCUUGGGAUGAGGAGAGAGGAGAAAUUUACAGACUCUGCAAAUCCUAGCCCCCAUGUGAAGUCUGGUGUUUUUGUGGGCCAUAUGAAGAGCAUAUGGAGGGCCAUGACGAGCCCCGUGUUCGAUUUUCAGGGUGACCUGCAUCAGCAAGGUGGAGCCAUCAUUGCAGGGCCAGGCUCGCAAGUUCAUUUUUCCCAUUUUGACAUGAACCGCCUGGACCACAUGCCAAUUCCCUGGCUGCUGCAGCUCGCCGGAGUUCAACAGACACUGGACUUCAGCGACAAGCCAAAGAUCAUCCAUGUAUAGCCUGCAGGCUGCCUGAAAGUGUGCUGCACCACCACAUCACUGCUAUUAUCACACAUGCAGAGGGGUACAUUUUGCUAGUUUAGCUACAUCACCAUUAUGCACCAAUAGACUGAACAAGAAGAGAUCGGGCAGCAUCAUUCUCUGUGGCACAUAUUACUGAGUGCAUUGUUUGUCAUUCCUGUACUGGGUAACGACUUGAGUAUAUUUAUAUAUAUAUGUGUGUGUGUGUGUGUGUGUGUGUGUGUGUGUGUGUGUGUGUGCCUUUAUUCAACCAGGAAUUGAGAAACCCAUGACAAACAUUUUACUGUAAGCUAGUUGUCAAUGUAACAAAACAAAAAGAUAUUAGAGUUUAUAUCGAGGUGUGAAACCUUUUUCUUGAUCUUUAGGUUUGACCCUCCCUCGGGGCCCUGAUGACAAAAGCCUGGUCACCCUUAGUUACCAGCCUUGAGUUAUAGGAACUAUAUUAGGGUUACUGCUUCGACCACAGGGAGCUUUAUAAGUUAUUGAAAGAAUCUUUAAAUCAAUCUUAAAUCUAACUGGCUGCCAAUGAAGGGAGGCAAGAAUUGGGUAGAUAUGGGCCCCUAUAUACGCUUGGUGUUGGUCAAAAUGCGAGCAGAAGCAUUGUGCACUAGCUGAAGCAGAGACUCUGUGGAUUGAACUAUUGUUAGAGGUGUAUGCACCCAUUACUCUCACUGCCUUUUCUUGUGCAUACUAGUGUGGUUAUUAGUGAUGAACACUUGAUGUACACUGUAUUUGACCUUGUCACCCCUUUUCAUACCCACUAUCCUCAUUUGCUCGGUAUUUAUUACACUGUAAAUAGAGUUGAAUUGCUAUC